Messenger RNA from Linum trigynum, 2929 nucleotides. Lineage: Eukaryota; Viridiplantae; Streptophyta; Magnoliopsida; Malpighiales; Linaceae. The record is from the annotation of a GenBank genome assembly.
UCUAUUACUUUGUACGAUUAAUGAUCAUAUUGUGCAUCGAAAAUACACAUAUAUAAUAAAUUAGUUGAAAAAACACACAACAAAAAAAAAUUUUCUCCCUUCCCGCGUGGGGCUGCAGUUAAACUAACUGAGUUGUGAGUCGGACUCGGAAGGGGAAGGUGGCCGUACACCUGCGUAUGUAUGAAACGCUGAUUCCUUUCCUCUCUUUAAAAACCCUAACAAGUCUCCGUUUCUUCAUUUCUUCCUGUCUCGUCCUCGCAUUUUCCUCUUCUCUCUCUCUUCUCGUUCGUUUGUUCGAUUCCCGGUAAUUUUUACCGUCGGGAGGCAGAACAAGCAACUGCAUCGCCGCCAUGAAGGUAAUAGACAAGAUCCGGUCGACUGUCGGUGAGGCCAAUGGCGGAGCGGAGAACGGCGGGAACCACCACAACAACAACGUCGCGUUCUCCUUCGAAUUCUUCCCGCCGAGGGCGGAAGGCAUGGCGAAGGUCCUCGAGCUGAUAGAGCGCAUGGUGGCGUACAGCCCGACCUUCUGCGACAUCACCUGGCGAGCCUCCUCCGGCGACGUCUCGCUCGACAUCGCCAACAGGAUGCAGAACUCCAUCGGGAUCGAGACCAUGAUGCACCUCACCUGCGCCGAAAUGCCGGUGGAGGAAAUCGACCGCGCGCUCGACACCAUCAAAUCCGGCGGCGUCCAGAACGUUCUCGCCCUCCGCGGUGAUCCCCCGAUCGGCCAGGACAAGUUCGUCCAGAUCCAGGACGGAUACUCCAGCGCUCUCGACCUGGUGAAGCACAUGAGGUCCAAGUAUGGGGAUUACUUCGGCAUUACUGUUGCUGGUUAUCCAGAGGCUCACCCGGAUGUGAUCGGAGAUGAUGGUGUAGCCACGCCGGAAGAUUACCAGAAAGAUCUUGCUUAUUUGAAGCAGAAGGUUGACGCUGGAGCAGAUCUGAUCAUCACUCAGCUGUUCUACGAUACCGAUAUCUUUCUCAAAUUCGUCGAUGACUGCCGCCAAAUUGGAAUCACUUGCCCAAUUGUGCCUGGCAUUUUGACUAUUACCAACUAUAGGUCAUUCCGCAAAAUGACUGGAUUAUGCAAAACCAAGAUCCCAGCUGAUAUUCUUGCUGCACUGGAGCCCAUUAAAGACAACAAUGAAGCUGUGAAAGCAUACGGAAUUCAUCUCGGGACAGAGAUGUGCAAGAAGAUUAUGGCUCAUGGGAUUAGGACGCUGCAUCUCUACACAAUGAAUCGGGAUGAAUCAGCUUUGGCCAUACUGAAGAAUCUCGGCGUGAUCGAAGUGUCCAAGAUUCCGGCUCCAUUGAAGCAGCAGGAGCAGAAGGCAAUACAAGAAGAAGUAACAAAGAAAGAAGUUGCUGCUAAAGCUGGUUAACUGAUCAUAUACUAUGUACCAAAUUGAUCCAGGUAUUGAAGUUUCAAGAGUUGUUUCGUAUCCCGUCAAUUCAUUUGGUGCUGCGCACCGUUUUUUACUCUAUUAGAGCAUUAUUCUUUAGUAAGGCUAAGCUAAGCUAAGUCAUUAUAAGUUAUGUAUAACCAAUUGAAUCAAAAUGAAAACCAUAGUUAGCCACAUGUUAGGCUAUUAAGGUUGUAAUAAUCCCUAUUUCUAGUUACAGCUUGCUGUUUGAGUGUUUGUUUAGGAGGCCCAAGGUUAAAGCCCAAGAGGCAUUGGGCCUUCUUCCCUGCUUCUAUCUUCUUAAAUUGAAAUGGGCCCUCUUUCCUGUUUCAGAAAUAAAAUUGUAUGUGUCAAUUACUAUUUUAUUAAAUGGCAAAAAAAAAAAACUAUUUUAUUAUUACUGUUUACCGCUGUUUUUACCAUAUAUGAUGUCAUCAGUUACAGUUUUACUCUUUACACGUUGAAUCAUUGCGCUUAGGAAUAAUUUUAACUAGCGAGGGUCAAAGGGUGUGCGGCAAAGUUCGGUACGUGAGUGAACCAAGGAAUUGGAAUUCUGCAGGGUUGUUGAGGGAGUGUAAUUUCUUUUGGGUUGGUGGUGUGGGCCUGCUUAACCAACCCCCGAGCACCCACUAUAGUCGCCACCAGUCCUCCACCUCGCCACUUGGGCGUUGGUGGCGAUCAGUUUUUUUUUUUUUUACAAAAAAUAAUUUUCAUUGAUUGAAACAAAAGAUAGUUACACCCUGGAAUACAGUUAGAUCUGGGAAUCGAAGAAACGACUCGCAGUCAGGUACAAAGAGAGGGCUUUUCGAGCCACCAAAUGAGCUAUUAGGCCAACCUCAGGUCUGGGAAUCGAAGAAACGACUCGCAAUCAGGUACAAAGAGAGGGCUUUUCGAGCCACCAAAUGAGCUACCAUAUUAUUAGGCCGACCUACAAAUCGAGCACUAAACCCUGAGCGAAUAGCAAAGUGAUGAACAACUUCAGUAAGAAUAGCACCAAUCCGACUAUCACUAGUAUCCGCAUAGUUGAUUUUAUCAAUGAUAACCUUAGCAUCGCCAUCAAAACACACCUCCGUAAUACCCCAAUUCAGGCACCACAUUAUAGUUUCCAAAAGCACCAACACUUCCACUACCAUGUGGUCAUUAAUACCCGGGAACUGAAAACCCAGCGGCCAUAAGGACCACCCUAGCUGGGGUCAUAAUAACAAUCCCGCCUCCUUCCUCGGUGAUACGUUAGUGGACACGAUUUAAAGGAAAUCCCGCCAAGAAUAAAUCUGACUCAUAAUUUUACAUUGUUACUUUUGAGGGUUUGCAUGAUUAGGGAGUGAAUUUGUUUCCCUUCUAUUUUCCUCAAAUCGUUGAGGAAGCAUUCAUGUGUAGUUUUUAAUGGUUAAAAGUAGAAACUUCUGAACGCUUUUGUUUGCCUAAAACAGAAGAUUAUUAUCAAACCAAAAUCCCCUCCGAAAAUUUGUCCAAAUCGACGAUUAAUAGACUUUAUUAUCGGUGAAGAAAAUUCUCAGAGCGAA